Molecule: messenger RNA, 888 nt
Organism: Histoplasma capsulatum G186AR
Lineage: Eukaryota; Fungi; Ascomycota; Eurotiomycetes; Onygenales; Ajellomycetaceae
Exons: 1
Coding region: 1-888 (295 amino acids)
Source: RefSeq, a predicted model, not a curated record
AUGAUGUUUCGAAAUUUAUUGCCCCGCCACUGUUUCCCGCGAUUCCCUUCCACUGGCUGCCAUUCUUUGAAUUCUUCCUGUCCGCCAAACUGCCACUCCUUCACUUCGAGGUCAUUCAGGCGUUAUCUAUCGCGAAAGCCUCCACUGCGUCCGCUUAAGGGUGCUCUGGUUCUCUCACAACCACAGCGCCCAAGAAAGCCAUUAGAAGAUCUUUACCUCAAAUUCAAUCAGGCCAUUUCGAAAAACAAAGAAGCUACGAAGCUUUAUGAAGGGACUUCCCUCGGUUCAUAUGUUGUGACCACCCGAACUACAGCUAUAUUUUGCUUUCUGUAUGCUGGCUGGAACUUUUACACGACUACGUCCGAUCCUCUUCUGAGUGUAAGCCACUUCACGACCUAUGCUCUGGGCGGUAUAUGCAUUUUGAUGGGUGCUAUGGGCGCUGUAUUCGUUCGCCGUGGAACAAGUUUAAUAACUGGCAUAACUGCUUCUCCUACCCAUGGGAGUAUACCGGAAAUUCGAAUAAAGAUACGGCGGGCAAUUGGGUUUCUGAAACCCCGCGAGAUAGUCACUAGCCCAUCACAAGUGAAGCUAUCUAGCCCCAUAUUUGUCUCGAAGCAACAGCUACAAACCCACGAUAUGAGGCGAAUACGUGAAGCUUUCCAUGAACGCGCCAUUGGGCCGCGGUUAUCGUUCUUCAAAGAGCCCUUGAAGAAAAUAAGUUACUUUACCUGGAAAACUCUUAUAAACAUGCGACGCGCAUUCACGCAAGAAGGAUUCGUUUACGUUGAAGUCAAGGGCAUGUCUGGUACCUUUCGCCUGGACAUGACGGGCUAUUUUGGAGAUGAAUUUCUCGCUUUUGAAAGGUGCAUCGCUGAGGCAUCUCGGUGA